Messenger RNA from Paramecium sonneborni, 870 nucleotides. Lineage: Eukaryota; Ciliophora; Oligohymenophorea; Peniculida; Parameciidae. The record is from the annotation of a GenBank genome assembly.
AUGUAAAAAGAAAAGACAAAUGUUGAAAUUGUAAUAGUUCUCCAGUGUUGUCAAUAAUAGAUGCUCAAAAAUUAAGUCCUUUUUAUAAAUUAUUUUAAUUAUCUGUCUCUCAUAAUAUACAUGAGAAAAAGCUUCCAUGUUAUGAUUGUCAAAUUAUAUAUGGAGAUACACAUAGUUUCUAAGCUGAUAUUAAGACAUGAAUAUUCAAAAUUAGGAACGAUGGGUAAGAGAUGAUAAGGAUAUGUUAUUCUUGAUAAAGUUGAUUCCAUGUUUAUUGAUGGUAAUAAUAAUAAGACAAUUCUAAUUACUCCUAUUCCAGGAAUGCUUGAUUUAAACAUUAUUCUUGGAUUGAUAUGGGAUUAAAUUUGUAAAGUAGAACCAAACCUUUUAACUAAUAAAAAAGUUUGGAUCCGAUCCAGAUGGUAUGAUGAAAAAAAACUCAAUAAUUAGUUAAGAUGCUUUAAUAAAUUUUAUCCCUUAGUUUCUUUUAAAUUAUAUCAACAAGGUGUAAAUUACAAAAUUGAUAAUGAUAAUAUUAGAAUAGGUGAUUAUCAAAAUACAGGAGUUGUACAUAAGGAAAAUAAGCAAUUGGAAAAAGGUUUUCAUCAAUUUCUUUAAAUCAAACAUAAGGUUCCCGUAACUCCAUUGAGAAUCAGCACUAAUUAUUUAUCCAAAAUUAGUUACUUUAAAAGAUAUAGAAGUUAACAUUUAGGCCUUACAGAUACUUUGGGUUCAAAAAUUACCUUACAAUUAUUAGAUAAAUAGUAUAAUAUAAUAAAGAAUUGUAUGAAAUAAAAGGCAAAAUUAUCAAGAAGGAUUAAAUUCUUAGAUUAAAGAGUAAUAGUUAUUGUAAAGUAAAUAGAAAGAUGA